AUGGCUACCUACCCCACAAAGGAGGACCUAACAAAGUUCUACAUCGGCAAAGACCUCGCCGAUGUACCCAAACCAGCCGCGGUACUUGACGUAGCUAUCAUCCGACGACACUGCGAACGAAUGAAGCGCACCGUGAAAGAACUAGGCGUUGCUUUCCGAGCCCAUGUAAAAACUCACAAGACAAUCGAACUCACCGAGCUGCAAGUGGACAAGACAAACCCCUCAGCCAAUUUCAUCGCCUCAACAAUCCUCGAAAUCGAAACUUUGGUCCCACUCCUACUGGACUUGAAAAAAUCCCAGCAAAUCAAUGUCCUCUAUGGUAUCCCACUUGUCCCUUCGCAUGUUACCCGCCUCGCGGAAUUGGCCGCAAUGCUAGGCGAAGGUAGUAUCGCCGUUAUGAUCGACCACCCGGACCAGGUGCCCUUCUUGAAGAGAUUUUUUGAGAUCGCCCAUUUCCCUGUCUCGGUCUUUGUGAAGGUUGACACGGGAUAUCACCGUGCUGGUCUUCCGCCUGUUUCUCUGAACAAGAAUGGAUUACUGGAGAAGCUUGCCGAAGCGGAAAAGGAGGGGUAUGUUUUUCUUUUGGGGCUUUAUUCGCAUAGCAGUUUGAGUUAUGGGGCGAAGACUGCUGAGGAGGCGAUGGGGUAUUUGUCUGCUGAGAUUCGGGGGUGUAGGGAUGCGUUGGGUCGGUGGAGGUAUCUUCUUCCGAACAGGGAGUUGGUUGUUAGUGUUGGGGCGACGCCGCAGGUUUCUUCUUCGAAUAACCUUGUUCCGGAAGCUGGGGGUGCGAGUUCGUUUUCUGUGGAGGCGGAGGAGUUGAAGGGUUUACUGCAGUCUGACUCUGAGGUGAGGAUCGAGUUACAUGCUGGGAACUACCCGGUUUUGGAUAUGCAGCAGGUUUCUACGCAUGCGAGGGAUGGAGCGGGGAGGCUGGAGGAUGAGAUUGCGCUUUCGGUUGUUGCGGAGGUUUGCAGUGUUUAUAAUGAUGGGGAGAGGGAGAAGGCGGAGGCUCUUCUUGCGGCUGGGACUCUGGCUUUGGCGAGGGAGCCUUGUGGGAGUUAUCCUGGGUGGGGUGUGCUUUCUUCUUGGGGUUUGGGAAAGGAGGUGGAGGCUUCGAGGUUGAUUAUUGAUCGGAUUAGCCAGGAGCACGGGAUUGUUGCUUGGGAAUCUGGGGAUCAGAAACGUCUCCCGUUGAAGAUUGGGCAGCUUGCGAAGGUCUUUCCAAACCAUGCUUGUGUGACUGGUGCAUUUUACGGGUGGUAUUUUGUCGUGGAUUCGGAUCGUGAUCCUGGUGCUUCCAAAAUUGUGGACAUUUGGGUUCGAGGAAGGGGAUCAUCUGUGACUGAUCCGCUACUGGCUACAAGAUACCAGUAG
Molecule: messenger RNA, 1374 nt
Organism: Penicillium odoratum
Lineage: Eukaryota; Fungi; Ascomycota; Eurotiomycetes; Eurotiales; Aspergillaceae
Exons: 2
Coding region: 1-1374 (457 amino acids)
Biological process (GO): D-serine catabolic process
Molecular function (GO): D-serine ammonia-lyase activity
Source: RefSeq, a predicted model, not a curated record